AUUUCAUUACUCUUUCGCGUUCGCGUGCUUUUUACGGAUGCAUUCGGGAAAUUCGGAAUGUUUUUCGUAGAAAAUUAAUUCUGGAAAUCAGGAAAGUGGCAAGAUUUAAGUGAAAACGUGAAAGUUCGAUGCGAAAAUCUGCGACUGAAAAGGAUUAUUGAUUUUUUUGACUGAGAUACUCCGGUUCGAUUAGUUUCAAAUUCCUUUUCAUCUUAGCGCCAUGGCAGUUGAAACUGAAGGUGAUGUACAGAAUCAGCAGCGUCGUCACAAGAUUCCGGUUCCCACUAACUACCGGACGGCGUCGAAAAUCCUGCGGCGUGUAGUGGAGGAGCGAUGCAACGUCAAAUCUCUUAUCCUCGAGGAUAAGCACCUCCGGAAAGGCAAAGGCCUUGCCAUGAUGGAUUUGAUCCUUGUACAUUUAAAACCGAUCGAUGAACUGCUUAAGCGAACCGACCUACUGACAAAGGAGCCCCGCCUGAAUCCGUGGCUGGCUAAAGUCUUGAUAGCGGAAUUGCUAUUCGGUCGGGGAGAGUUGAAUGGCGAGUCGCUUCCGGUUCAGUGCAUCAAGCGAUACAAGGAUGAACUGCAGCAAGCACUCGGCGAGCUGGAUCUAGCUCCGGCUAAACUGUUGGGUUUCAAAGAACCUCGCUACGUUCGCAUCAAUACAAAUGUGUUGGCUCAGCCGGGUGCCAUUAGACUGCUGCAGGAUGAAGGAUGGGUGUUGUUGGACGAGGAAUUCGAAAAGUAUGCCGAUUUCCUGGAGCGUGUGAAGAAUCUGGGCGAAUCGGAAUUUCUCGUUGAUUUUCACUUCAAAGAAGUGCUGAUAUUCCCCAACAGUGCCAAGAAUUAUUGGGCACGUGCCACGGAACUGAAACAGAAGUUCAUUCUGCAAAACAAGGCUUGUGUCCUUGCAACCUACUUGCUGAACCCACCGAAGAAGAGUGUGGUGCUGGAUAUGUGCGCAGCACCUGGACUAAAAACCACUCACUUGGCCAAUCUGAUGAAGAACAAGGGUCGUAUUUACGCUGUCGAACGGGACGCCACUCGGUACAAGAUUCUGUGCGAUUAUGCGGCUGAUUUCGGUGUUAUCAAGACUAUCAACGACGAUUGUUUGUUGGUGGGUGACGAGCAGGCACCGGGUGUCGAGUACAUCUUACUGGAUCCCAGCUGUUCCGGUUCGGGAAUGGUGAGCCGGUUGAAGCUGAACGAAGAGUAUGACAAGCAACGGCUGUACCGGCUAGGCGGCCUGCAGUACAAGUUACUGUGCCACGCGAUGAAUGCUUUUCCAGCUGCGAAACGUAUCGUCUACUCGACGUGUUCCAUUUUUCCGGAGGAAAAUGAGGUUAUCGUACAGGGAGCUCUUAAGCAUAACGGCCACUUCAAGCUGAUGGAUGCCAAGGAAUUACUGGGCAAAGAAUGGUUGAAUUUCGGAUCGCCAGAUUAUCCGGGAAUUGGGGAAAAGUGCCUGUAUGCAAGAUCGGAGACUGAUCUAACCAUCGGAAUGUUUGUUGCCGUUUUCGAACGCUGCGCAGAAGAUGAGUACAAUGACGUGUACUUGGCUCACGAAAAGCAAAAGGAAAGCUACGAUAAGCUCUCUAAGAUGGGUCACGGAGAUUAUGGCCGUGGGAAACAGGAGAAGGGGAAAAAGAGGAAAAAGUAUCAGUCUAACGACGAGGAGCAAGAUUUGGUUCAGGAAGAAAGUAAUGUUCAUUCAGAUCCCGUUCCGGAGAUAGUAACAGAAGUAGCUGGCGACGUGGAAGAUCCUCCAAAGAAAAAGAAGAAGAAGUCGAAGCAUAUCGAAGUUGAACCAGAAGAACAACCUGCUGAACAACCUGCUGAACAACUUGCUGAACAACUUGCUGAACAAGUGGAAGCAAUAGAAGUUGUUGACACCGAAGGUACAAAAAAGAAGAAGAAAAAGAAAUCAAAGGAAGUGGCAGAGGAUAAAGAGCUUACAUGUGAGGAAGCUAGUCCGGUGGAAGAAAAUGGGCCGAGUAAGAAAAAAAAGAAACGAAAGCAUAAAGAUGCAGAGGAAGCGACUGCUGCAGAAUCGCAAGAGCAGGUAGAGAACGUCGAGCAGGAUGUUGUAGAGGUUUCCAAGAAGAAGAAGAAAAAGAAGAAGAGGGAGGAGCAAGCAGAAAAAGAGUAA
Molecule: messenger RNA, 2149 nt
Organism: Ochlerotatus camptorhynchus
Lineage: Eukaryota; Metazoa; Arthropoda; Insecta; Diptera; Culicidae
Gene: Nsun5
Product: Nop2/Sun-like domain containing protein 5
Exons: 4
Coding region: 221-2149 (642 amino acids)
Biological process (GO): rRNA base methylation
Cellular component (GO): nucleolus
Molecular function (GO): RNA methyltransferase activity
Source: RefSeq, a predicted model, not a curated record